Messenger RNA from Babesia microti strain RI, 675 nucleotides. Its product is annotated as conserved Plasmodium protein, unknown function. Lineage: Eukaryota; Apicomplexa; Aconoidasida; Piroplasmida; Babesiidae. Bases 1 to 675 code for a protein of 224 amino acids. The record is from RefSeq and is a predicted model, not a curated record. The transcript has 8 exons.
AUGGGCGGGGAAAUUAAUUCUCAAUCAACAAAUAAAGUGUUAGAACACUUUAUUUUAACAAAAUUUGAUCCUCUCCUAACUAUAGUCAAAGAAUUGAACGAUCGUUUACAUUUAUCGGACAAAGAAAAUUUUAAACUAGAAAAACGAGUGGCACAUAUAGAAAAACAACUUGAACUUUUAACUAAAGAUCAAAAUUACAAAUUUUCACCUAUCGUUGAGACACAAGCGGAUCCACACAAUUCACUGCAAAUACUUGAAACAGAUCCAUCAUUAGUACCUCCAUGGCUUUUUUCAUGUAAAAUUGGAACUCCUUCAUCGUCUAUUCAAGCAUUGCUCAAUAUUUCUAAUGCUAAUACAAUUGAAUUAGAUGUUACAUCGUGGUUAAGAGAGGAAAGCAUGUGGCUAGAUUUAUUAGAACAACUUCCCAAAAAUAUUUCACCUAUCAUUGUAGAAUCGUCUCAAUUACAAACUUUAAGACAACAUGCAAGAAGAGCUUUGUUAGAUUUAUCUCAUGGUGAAGCCCUUAUGAUUUUAAGAAAUGUCCCAGGAAAACAUCAAGUUUCUAGUCAGCCUACUACAAUAACUCUUCAAUUAUGGCAUCAGCUGUUUCAGAAGCAUUUAAGAGAGUGGAAGCAAUUGAACCUCAAAAUUUGGGAAGAGUUUGUGUUGUUUUAG